This is a messenger RNA of Anthonomus grandis grandis, 1206 nucleotides long. RefSeq names its product transport and Golgi organization protein 2 homolog (gene Tango2). The coding region runs from base 308 to 1162 and encodes 284 amino acids. The transcript has 5 exons. Gene Ontology annotation, biological process: protein secretion; Golgi organization. The record is from RefSeq and is a predicted model, not a curated record. Lineage: Eukaryota; Metazoa; Arthropoda; Insecta; Coleoptera; Curculionidae. Gene Ontology annotation, cellular component: Golgi apparatus.
AAUUUGUUUAUUAUUCUUAUCUAUUUGUUUAUAAAUUAAUUAUUUUAAAAAGUCCCUGUGAGUGAUGGGAGAAAAAGUGCAUAAUUCCAUUAAAAUAAGCAAUUUAGUUAUCACCUUUAAUAUAAGAUGCAUUAAAUAGGGAAAUCUUAUAAUGUAUUACAUGCCUUAUCUUAUUUCAUAUGCAAAUAAGAGUGAUAACUUGAGUAAUUAGAACCUUGAAAAUAAAUUCGACUAUAAGUCCAUUGUCUCGACCUAAUUAUCCAGCAGGUAUUGGACAAAGUUCAAGUAUACGCAACGUCUUUUCAGGAUGUGUAUUUUAUUCUUGCAUACGAAUCCAGACCCUCAAGAUAACGAGUAUAGACUGAUAGUGGCAACCAACCGGGAUGAGUAUUACACGAGACCAGCUAAAGCUGCAUACAAAUGUCCAGAAACCGGAGUCAUUGCAGGUAGAGAUAUGGAACCUGGGCGAGAGUAUGGGUCCUGGCUGGGUUGCACCAUCAAAAACGAGCUCGAUAAUGAAUUGACGGAAGGCAAAAAGUUCUGUUUCUCUUGUCUAACGAACAUAUCCGGAAACAAUAAGGUACCCAAUGCGGCAGGCAGAGGAGAGUUGGUUAUUAAAUAUCUGGAAGGAACCGCCACUUUCCCCGAAUAUAUUGACAAAUUGAAAAACACAGAUGUAUCUUUUAACGGUUUUAACUUGAUUGGGGUGGAACUCAGUAAGGGGGGUUUGACCAGGACAUACCACUCGUGCAACCAACCCGAGAUUGACUCAGUAUACACGGGUAAACACACCAUCGGUUUUGGGAACAGUACCAUCAGUUCCCCUUACAUGAAAGUACUGAACGGUCGAAAUAGGUUUCAGGAAAUUAUCGAGAGGAACUUGGAUAAGGACCAACUGAAGGCCGAACUAUUAGCUUUGUUAAAAGACAAGACCCAACAUUUACCUGAUGAGGAGCUGGCGAGAAGGAGCCCCGUGGGCCUGCAAGUGUUGUCCUCGAUAUAUGUGGAAUAUUUGUCAGCGGGAUAUGGCACAAGGACGCACACUAUUGUCCUGCUGGAUAAAGAGUGGAAUAUGGAAUUUAUUGAGUUUACUAUGCAGGAACCUAUUAUUGACCCGAGACACCCCGAAUGGCACCAAACAGUGAUCAAAUCUAGUUUGUAACUUUUGGGUUCUGAGUAAAUCAAUAAAGGCAUUUUUAAUUUUAA